UCCUUUUUGUGGAUUUACCUUCUUAGUGGCACAUUUUUUCAUGUGUUUGGUUAAACAACUAAAUUAAUUUGUUUGUGGAUUAAUCCAAAUUCAAUUAACAGUGAAUUUGUCAAUUUGUUUAUUACAGUGCUUUCUUAUAAAUUUUAGUUUUAUUGUAAUUUAAAAAGAAAAAUGGUGGUUUCUAAAGUUACAAAGGAUGCACUCUAUGAAGGAGUUAAUUCGGUGCUCCUUGAGUCCAAAAGGAACAAGAGAAGAUUCUUAGAAACAGUGGAAUUACAAAUUGGAUUGAAGAAUUAUGACCCCCAGAAGGACAAGCGUUUCUCCGGUACCGUUAAGAUGAAGCACAUACCCAGACCCCGAUUCCGAGUUUGUGUUCUCGGAGAUCAGCAGCAUUGUGAUGAAGCCGCUGCCAAUGGUUUGGACGCCAAGAAUGCUGAAGACUUGAAGAAACUUAACAAAAACAAGAAGCUCGUCAAGAAAUUGGCGAAAAGCUAUGACGCUUUCUUAGCCUCAGAAUCUUUGAUCAAGCAGAUUCCUCGUUUAUUAGGUCCUGGUCUUAACAAAGCCGGUAAAUUCCCCACUCUAUUGACUCACAAUGAGAAUAUGAUGUCAAAGGUUGACGAGGUGAAAGCAACUAUUAAGUUUCAGAUGAAAAAGGUUCUGUGUUUGGCUGUUGCAGUUGGACACGUUAAUAUGACGCCGGAUGAGUUGGCUCAAAAUGUUAAUCUAGCCAUUAAUUUCUUGGUAUCUCUGCUAAAGAAGAACUGGCAGAAUAUUAAAAGUCUGCAUAUUAAAUCCUCCAUGGGACCUCCCAUCAGACUUUACUAAUUAGAAUGCAUUCUAUUAUUAAGGUUUGUUUCGAACUGUUGUCAGAAAGUAGAUUUACUUUUUUCGCAACACAAACAUCAACGUCAACACAUUGUUUUGCUUUUCGACCGACCUGAAUAAAGCUCUGUUUAAUAGACAA
Messenger RNA from Tetranychus urticae (two-spotted spider mite), 967 nucleotides. RefSeq names its product ribosomal protein L10Ab (gene RpL10Ab). Gene Ontology annotation, biological process: translation. Gene Ontology annotation, cellular component: large ribosomal subunit. The record is from RefSeq and is a predicted model, not a curated record. Lineage: Eukaryota; Metazoa; Arthropoda; Arachnida; Trombidiformes; Tetranychidae. Gene Ontology annotation, molecular function: RNA binding; structural constituent of ribosome.